CGCAGUAAAUACGCAGAAGUAGGAGAGCAGCUGUCAUGGCGGCACUGGUCCGAGCUUUGAGAGCAGGACACGGAGCCGGAAGGGCACUCCGGGAACGGCCUAGAGUUUUGGCUCCACAGUGUGUCCAGAAGCGCACGUUCCAUGGUGCAGCUCUGAGAAUGCAAGAUGAAUCCAAAUGUGACAAAGCCGCGUCUGCUGCAGCCAGUGCCAACCAUCAUGUGCACCAUAACUUCCAGCAGGUUCCAACGGAGGAUGCUGUCUCAGAGCAAACCUCAGACGAGGGCCACAGGCCCAGCAGCAGUUUCCAGGAGCAGAAUGGAGAGCAGGAUGAGGAGUACGAGACUGAGGAACAGCUGCAGGCCAGAAUCCUGAGUGCAGCGCUCCAGUUUGUACCUGUGCAUGGCUGGUCUAUGGAGGCCAUUGCAGCAGGGGCAGAGAGCCUGGGCCUGUCCUCUGCUUCCACAGGCAUGUUCAGUGGAGCCGGAGACCUGGUGCUUCAUUUCAUUGCCGACUGCAACUCCCAGCUCAUUCAGAUCCUUGCAGAACAACAGAAGCAGGUCCAACUAGGCCAGGCAGAACCAAAGAAGACCGCAGACUUUCUGAAAGAUGCAGUGGAGACCAGACUAAGGAUGUAUGCACCUUAUAUUGAAACGUGGCCCCAGGCUAUGAGUCUCCUGCUGCUGCCUCAAAACAUCCCUGAGGGUCUGAAGCUUCUGUCCUCACUAGUGGACGAUAUGUGGUACUAUGCAGGGGAUCGUUCCACAGAUAUGAACUGGUACACAAAGAGGGCUGCACUAACAGGCAUCUACAACACCACUGAACUGGUGAUGGUGCAAGAUUCUUCUCCUGAUUUUCAGGAAACCUGGGACUUCCUCCACAAUCGCAUACAAGAUGUUGUGAACAUGGCCAACACAGCUAAGCAGGUGCAGUCAACAGGUGAAGCAGUUGUUCAAGGGCUUGUGGGAGCAGCUGUAACGUUGAAGAACCUGACUGGGAUAAACCAGAGGAGAUGAAAUUGUAUUAAUUGGAACAUCUGUCAGUUGAGAUUGUGAAGGAUCACCUCAGAUUGACCUCAAAGCAUCGUGUGGCUGGUUUCAAAUGAAUCACUCUCAUAAAGCCUCUUCUUGCCCAACUGCAGCUGUAAUACAUGGGGCUUGUUUAGAAUCGACAGAAUGAAACUUGUAUAAUAUAUUAAAACUUAAGUAACUACUUGUAAAUAAACUAGCACUAGCUACA
Periophthalmus magnuspinnatus is the source of this 1236-nucleotide messenger RNA. Its product is annotated as ubiquinone biosynthesis protein COQ9-B, mitochondrial. Gene Ontology annotation, cellular component: mitochondrial inner membrane. The transcript has 9 exons. The coding region runs from base 36 to 1013 and encodes 325 amino acids. Gene Ontology annotation, biological process: ubiquinone biosynthetic process. Gene Ontology annotation, molecular function: lipid binding. The record is from RefSeq and is a predicted model, not a curated record. NCBI's taxonomy places the organism in Eukaryota, Metazoa, Chordata, Actinopteri, Gobiiformes, Gobiidae.